AUGAAUUUGCGGAGCCUACUUUGGAUUCUGACGGAGAGGAAGAAGAUCACGAUGCAGAGGUUGAGAAUGGAUAUUGAGGAGUCAGAUGCGUUGUCACAACCACAUGCAGCCGAACGACAAGCAGCGGAGAAAACCCUUGGUCGCCAGCCCACUAUCGAGAAAUUUCCGCGGCGCCGUGCAGGUGCUCCGAUACUUACCUCUGGCACUACGGCUUUUGAGUCUUAUAACAAUGCUCUGCAAGGUGCAGACAAUGUUUGGGCUCCCUUUGCGUCUCGCAUAGAUUACGAGGUUGCAAAGUGGGCAAAGCUUCGUGGAUCGGGCUCAACCGCUUUUUCAGAGCUGCUUGCAGUCGAAGGGCUUCAUGAUGCCUUAGGUCUUUCAUAUCGAAACACCCGCGAACUCAAUCAAAUCAUUGACCGACACUUACCAUGCAGACGACCUCGUUUCAAACGUGAAGAAAUCAUUGUUGCAGAUGAGGCAUUUGAUGUGUACUCACGCAAUGUCAUGGAGUGCAUCAAAGCCCUUUAUUCAGAUCCGGAAUUCUCGCAACACCUCAACUACGCUCCUGCACGCCAUUAUGUUGAUGUCGACAAAACGAUCCGAAUGUAUCAUGAUAUCCAUACAGGAAAGUGGUGGUGGUCCACGCAGAAAGAACUCGAAGCCAAGAAACCUGGCGCAACAGUUAUACCCAUCAUCCUUUCCUCCGACAAGACGCAGGUCACCAUGUUUAGGAACAAAUCUGCCUAUCCUGUCUACAUGACAAUAGGCAACAUUCCAAAGGAGAUACGUCGAAAGCCAUCUCGACGGGCGUGGAUUCUCCUUGCCUAUCUACCAACCUCAAAACUCGAACAUAUCACAAACAAGGCUGCGAGGCGCCGAACGGCAACAAAUUUGUUUCAUGCUUGUUUGCGUCACAUUCUGGAGCCUCUGAGAGUCCCCGGCGAGGACGGUGUUGCUAUGGUUAGUGGGGAUGGAGUUGUGCGUCGAGGACAUCCUAUUGUCGCAUGUUAUUCCGCUGAUUACCCCGAACAGUUGCUGACAACUGGGAUAAAAUCCGGAGAGUGCCCAAAAUGCGAUGUCCCGCAUGCGGAGUUGGGAAGUCCAGAUGUUCCUGUCAAGCUGCGAGACCUCAAGGCAAUAGUCGCUGCAUUGUCGCUUGUUGACGAGGACUAUGACCUGUGGAGACGAGCAUGCCAGGAGUGUCGCAUUAAGCCCGUCUUCAAACCAUUCUGGCUGGAUCUCCCGCAUGCUAAUAUAUUCCAAUCCAUCACGCCAGACGUCUUACAUCAACUCUACCAGGGUAUCGUAAAGCACCUCAUCGAGUGGAUCAAGGAGGCAUAUAGCGAAGCCGAGAUCGAUGCUCGUUGUCGUAGACUUCCCCCAAACCAUAAUAUCCGCCUGUUUCUGAAGGGUAUCAGUAACCUCUCACGUGUUAGCGGAACAGAGCACAAUCAAAUCUGUCGCAUCCUGCUCGGUAUUGUCAUUGGCAUACGGUUGCCUGGCAAUCUCAAUAAUGCUCGCCUUACUCGUGCUGUUCGCGCCAUCCUUGAUUUCCUUUACCUUGCGCAAUACCCUUGUCACACGGACGAAACACUGGCACUUCUCGAUGAUGCCUUAACACGCUUUCACGACAAUAAGGACAUCUUCCUUGAUCUUGGGAUCCGCUCGAAUUUCAACCUUCCGAAGCUUCAUGGCUUCCGUCACUAUGUACAUAUGAUCAAAACAUAUGGUACGACCGACAACUACAACACCGAGUACACCGAACGUUUACACAUCGACCUCACGAAGGAUGCCUAUAGGGCUACCAACCAUAAAGACGAGUAUAGUCAAAUGACACUCUGGCUCGAAAGACGGGAGAAGAUUCUAUGGCACGACAACUUUGUCCGAUGGCGUCUCGUUGGUGAUCUCGCCCCGCAAGAAAAGUUACCUCCAGACAUGGAUUAUCGUCGGGCAAUCAAGAUGACUAAACACCCGACCAUCAAGCGUGUCCAGUUGGACCGCAUUGUGCGGGAGUACGGUGCCACAUUUUUCACAGCAGCAUUGGCUCGUUACGUUGUCGGGAGAAAUCAACCGGGUUUGUCUGCAGCACAACUGGAACGAGAGGCUGCUCAUAUCAUUCUUCCCUUUGAUACUGUGGCUACAUUCCACAGGAUCAAAUUCAACACAAUCAAUGCUCACGGGAUCCAGGACUCGAGUGUCACCGUGGAUUCUGUCCAUUGUCAACCGUCACACGAGGACAAGAGAGGACAUAUGGUCCCUGCACGUUUUGACACUGUUUUGGUCAACGAAGGGGACGGUGGGAUAACGGGUGUCGAUGGUUACCGCGUUGCGCAAGUUCGUGUCGUCUUUACGCUAACACAUCAAGCUUCAAAUGUGUUAUUCCGCGCUGGACCUGCGCAACCACCCACCCACCUUGCUUAUGUGGAAUGGUUUACACCAUUCCAGCAACCAGAAUCACACCAUGGGUUGUACAAAGUUGGCCGCUUGAUUCGUCAUGGAGAGCGUCUGGCAAGUAUCAUUGAUAUAUCAGAUAUCCGUAGGAGCAUUCAUCUUAUACCUAAUUUUGGCGCAGCGGCACCUCGUGAAUGGACGAGUAGCACCGUUCUGGAGUGCUGUUCCACCUUCUUUGUAAACUCGUUCAGUGACCGACACGCUUAUUUAACUAUUGUCUGAGCUUUACAAUGAAAUCUGUUGAAAUACCCUCGAAUACGAGUAAUUUACCGAAUUUCCUAG
Molecule: messenger RNA, 2733 nt
Organism: Suillus clintonianus
Lineage: Eukaryota; Fungi; Basidiomycota; Agaricomycetes; Boletales; Suillaceae
Exons: 5
Coding region: 1-2673 (890 amino acids)
Source: RefSeq, a predicted model, not a curated record